Molecule: messenger RNA, 1777 nt
Organism: Arabidopsis thaliana (thale cress)
Lineage: Eukaryota; Viridiplantae; Streptophyta; Magnoliopsida; Brassicales; Brassicaceae
Product: ROH1, putative (DUF793)
Exons: 1
Coding region: 97-1287 (396 amino acids)
Cellular component (GO): membrane
Source: RefSeq, marked reviewed
CUUUUUUCCCCAAUUCUUCAAAAAAACCUCUCCUUUAUCUCCGGAAAAAUUCACUCACUGUUGCUUUUGAUUCAUAUCACAACACACUACACUCUAAUGGCUCGUGCGACGGAAUUUCAAGGCUCAUUCCUGAGUCGAAUCAGCAUCCGCCGUAAUCAGAUCGUCUCCAUGGAUGUCAAUCACGAGCAAGAGCUCGAAGAACUCGAGUAUUUCCAGAAACACGUAGCCGAACGUUUCUCGGAUUUAAUCACAUCUCCAUCUCCGCCUCCUUCCUCCUCCUCUUCCGCCGUCUCUCAGCCGUCUGAUCCGAUUCUCUCGAUCCCUUGGUUACAGAAUCUUCUAGAUGUUUUUAUGUCCUGUGAAGCAGAGUUCAAGGCGGUGUUGAGCACGACCCAGAUCUCGAAAUCGCCGUCUUUAGAAAGGGUUUUGCCGGAAAUGCUUGAUCGGAUUUUAAAGGCGUUAGAUUUAUGUAACGCCGUCGUUAACGGGAUUGAUUCCGUUAGACAGAGCCGACGUUUUGCGGAGAUAGCUGUCACGGCGCUUAAGCAACGGCCGUUAUGUGACGGAAGCGUUCGUAGAGCUAAGCGUGCUUUAACAAGUCUCCUCAUUGGCUUAAACGCUGAUGAGAGGAGAGAUAGAAACAGUGGAGGAAGUGGUUGCAGUAACCAAAGAAGGACGACGUCACGGUCUUGGUCGUUUGGAACGCGUAGCAAUGUCACCGGAGGAGGAUUAUAUGGCCAAGUCGUCAGCAAGAAUUGGUCUGCUUCGAAGCAGAUUCAGGCGAUGGUGGCCAAUCUGGUGCUGCCACGUGGAGCUGAAGCUUCCGGACCGGCAAUGCCGGUUUACAUAAUGAGCAGUGUUAUGGUUCUGGUGAUGUGGGUGCUAGUGGCGGCGGUUCCUUGUCAGACAAGCAGUGUUCUUGUGGCGCCAUUGCCGCUUCCAAAACACCAGAAUUGGGCUAGCGCCGCUAUGAGUAUUCAGGAGAGGAUUGGUGAAGAGAUAAAACGGAAGGAGAAGCGUUGUGGUGGUGGUGGAUUGAUGGAGGAGAUGCAGAGGAUGGAGAAGAUUGGGUUAUCUUUAAUGGAAUUCGCGGAGAGGUUUAGGUUUCCGGCAGAUGAAGAAGAGGAGGUGGAAGUUGCGGAGAAGGUGGAUGAGAUGGAGGAGAUUUGCCGGCGAAUGGAAGUGGGAUUGGAGGAUUUGCAGAGACAAGUGAGGCAAGUGUUCCAUAGAUUGGUGAGAAGCAGGAUUGAGAUUGUUUCACUGCUUGAGCAAGCUCCUGCAAUCUAAUCUUGUAAAUCCUCAAUAACAACAAAAACUUUUCUCUUUUUUCUUUUCUUUGGCGAUUUUUAGUCUUAAAAACUAAUCUUUCAAAAAUAUUGAUGUGUAUAAUCUACAAAUCGUAUACGUACACACCAAUGUUACUGUUUUUGGUAUAUGAUGAUCACUGCAAAACUCUAUUACUGAGAUUAGAUUCAUGUUGCUUUCCUGAAUCUGUUCUUCUGUGGCUUUCGUGUCUCUUUUCCUGACUUGUGAUUGUUUCCAGAAGCUUCCCUUUGUUUUCCGAAGCUUCUGUUACCGGGGCGCUGUGGUCCUGUUCUACUUUGAUUAAUGUCGGAAGCAGGUGUGUGUUGUUGAUAUGUUCUCUUUUGCCGUUUGAAUUUGUUGCCAUCUUGUUUGGCUGUAGUUUCUGAUGAAGCUUCUCUGUAAUUUCUUUUCCGCGGCCUGUAAGAAAGAACCAAUUGUUAUUUUGUAUGCAUAUAAUGAGCAAGCAGUGAUU